CUCCUCCCCCUGCUCGUGCUGGUGCUUCGUUUGUUUUCCUUUUUUUUUGUCCUUCUAUUCACCGACGUUUGUCAUCGGGUGGCUAGCUAAUUUACACUUACCGCUUUGUUUGUACUGCCCGGGUUCGGUUUUGGCAUAUAAAUUCCGACUCCAAUUAUUCCUGUUGUAUUUAUAUAAAAAAAAAAGAAAGGGCAGCAUCGAAGGUAAAGAUUAGCUGUGCUGUUAUCAGUUCCUCAUUUCCAGGUGAACAAUUCAAGGUGUGUCAUAAAGGAGCCUCCAUGAGGAUUGCACAAUUAAACUGUUAGCCAGGCGAACUGUUAGAUAGAUGUACUCGCUCGACAGGCAGCAGCCAUGUCCAUUGAAUACACCAUUGACAUCCAGCUAACAGAGUUGGGGUUUCCGGACAUCCUGCAGCCGCAGCAGACUCAGGCCAGAGACGGAAAAGAAGCAGCGAAGCAGAGCUCAGAGGUUUCAGUGGAGUCCCCUCUGCCCCACGAAGCGCCCUGUAAACAGUCAAAUCCUGCACAAGAUGAACAGGCUGUGGACUCGGACGACAGUGAGGUUUCAGGCGUGUAUGAGGAGGAAGAGGUCGAUGAUGAAGACGAGGAAGAGGAAGAGGAAGGGCCGAGCGACGAGCCUGGUCUGUCGCGUGACCACCGCUGCAGCGUGUGUCAUCUCCAGCUGCCCUCCCAAUUCAAGCUCCAGGACCACAUGAACUUGCACACGGGAGCGCGGCCGUACGGCUGCGCGGAAUGCGGGAAGCGCUUCUGCCAGAUCCAGAGCUACCGCAGCCACCUGCGCACGCACGCCAAGACCAAAGUGGACCCUCUCAAGUGUCGCGUCUGUCUGUGGGGCUUCACGUCGCAGGAGGAGCUGAAGGACCACCUGUCAAAGAUGCACCUGGAGGAUAAAUUCUAUGAGUGCGAUCUGUGCAAACGCGUGUUCACGUGCCUGGAGAAAUGUCAAGCUCACGUGCAGUUGCACAAAUACAUGAACACUUUAGUGUGUAAAAUAUGCGGCCGCACCUUCUCCUCCGAAACGUCCCUCGCACACCACAGCAAGAAGGCGUGUCACCGCAGUUUUAAAUGCACGGACUGCGCGAGGGUCUUCACCAAGAAGAACGCUCUGCUGAAGCACAGCUUCUCCCACCUGGGGCUGCUGCCGUACACCUGCAUACGAUGCCGCUGCCACUUCCGCCUGGCCAGGCUUUACCGCCAACACAGGUGUCUGCCCGAGCGCAUUCGCUGCGUGGCGUGUCUGAGGGAGUUUCUCAGCCAGGAGGAGUUCCAGCAGCACAAAAAGGACACGGGCUGCUGGGGCGACCAGGAGCGCAGCGACGCGACGGAUGAGAUCCGGUGUUUGGAGUGCGGACAGAGGUUUGACACGUCUGAGGAGCUGAAGAAACACGCCGGGGCUCACCAGAGGGUGCUGAAAUGCGCCGAGUGCGGAAAGGGUUUCCGGUCGGCUCUGCUGUUAAUGUCCCACAUGGGCGGACAUGCUGGCCAGUCGCCCUGCCUUUGUCAGAGCUGUGGACUUGGGUUUCCCCAUCAGCAGAACUUCGACAGUCACCUCAAGACAUGCGGACAAACGCCUCAGCCUGCGAGUGUGCCCAGGAAACGGACGACCUUGACGAGCUCUUCGCCUGAGACCAAGCGGCUCAAAGCCAAACCGAACACACCAAAUGUAGCAAAACCGAGAGCAGACCACAUUCCUGAUGUUGUAAACAAAGCUGCUGCACCAGUGAAGGACUCCGCUCGUGCAAAGCCGGCGACCAGGGCCGUGCCGUUUGGCUCCGGUCAGUCAGACGGGUUGUGGAAGCUAACCCUCGACAAGCAGCCUCCUCCUGGUGUUAAACUUGUCGUGUUCGUUCCCGUCUGUCCAACUCAGCCCCCGGGACUCGCGCUCCCCUCUGCGGUCUCGCGGACGGUGCCCCUUCUCAAUAUGCAAACACCGUCUGUCUCAGGUAACCGACACCUCGGGGCGAAAGGUGUCCUCGGAGCGCCGUUGGAUUCGUCAGCUGGGAUUCAGAACGAUCCAGAAGCGCCUCUGGAUUUGUCCAAGAAAUCCAACUCGUCUAAAUCUGCAAUAACCAACAUUCCUAGUCUUCCUAUUAAAAGUGAACCAGAAGAACUUGAAAUCUCAUGACAGGCUGAGGGUACUUAGACAAAAAUUAAAUAAUGCAAGCCUAGUGAGAAUAAGCGGUAGUAAAAGAUGAGAUGAGACAAUGUUGACGUGAUUGUUAAAUAAAAUGCAGGGAAUAAAGCCGUCUGAAAUGAAGCGCACAGUCUUCUCCUCUCUUAAUGUAGCCUGUGAUGCAUAUAAUCAAAGACAGAGCUUCAGUCGCCUGGUCCCCGUGUUUGAUUUGCAGCGAUCAAGGCAACUGACAAACGGAAGAAACAAGAAUAAAUUUGGACAUUUCAAGCCCCGACUCCUUUGAUGUGGAGAGUGAAAUAAAAGCAGAGCAGAAAACGUCAGUCGGGUCAGUCUGAGAUCACAUUCCCCACUCUGCAAGGGAACACAUUGUAUUUUGCUGUAGCUGCAAAUUUAGAAGAUAUAACGCAGACACAAUUGUAAACUUGACCGCUGCGAACAUCUGUCUAAAUCAUGCGUUGGCCAUCAUAGAGAUUAAUGAGUAGGCGCGAUUUCUCUUCAGCUAUCACGUCUUUUUCCACUAUCGUGAAUGGACUAUUAAAAGUGUCAUUUACACAAAACAUUCCAAUGUCUUUGUUUACUGACUGUUUUUGUUUGUUUUUCAGUCUGGGUGGGGUUUGCCGGCUGGAGCAAUGUGAAAUAUGAACAGUGAUGAAGCCUAUGCAACGCUGAGCAGGAUUGUAUUAAGUAAAAUGAGAAACAAAAUGGUUAUUUUGCGUGAUUUACGUUCACUGAAUACAAUAUCCAGGUUUGUUUUGAUGUUUUUGUAAAGGAAAAUAAAGAUUUAGCUUCAAUA
Messenger RNA from Mugil cephalus (flathead mullet), 2947 nucleotides. Its product is annotated as oocyte zinc finger protein XlCOF6. Gene Ontology annotation, molecular function: DNA-binding transcription factor activity, RNA polymerase II-specific; RNA polymerase II transcription regulatory region sequence-specific DNA binding. NCBI's taxonomy places the organism in Eukaryota, Metazoa, Chordata, Actinopteri, Mugiliformes, Mugilidae. The coding region runs from base 352 to 2145 and encodes 597 amino acids. Gene Ontology annotation, cellular component: nucleus. Gene Ontology annotation, biological process: regulation of transcription by RNA polymerase II. The record is from RefSeq and is a predicted model, not a curated record. The transcript is spliced from 4 exons.